AAUAAUGGGAUACAUUUUGACCGUACCCAGCAAGCUUCCGUAUCGAUAUCCUCAGUUUUCUAUGAGGCUGAAGGGCUAUUAGGGCUAGGUGGAUCAAACUGUAUUUGUGAAUGAAUGCUCCCUGCUUACUUAUCUCUACCAAACUAUUCAGAGAAAUCAGACAGUUCCACUUGCAGUUUCUCGGGGUGUAGAGGAAGUGCAGCCAUGUCUAAGAAGGUGACGUUGGUGAAGGGCAAGAAUAACAUGAUAGGGAUCAGCAUAGGGGGAGGGGCCCCCAUGUGUCCAGUGCUGUACGUCGUCCAGGUGUUUCAUCGUACCCCCGCUUACGAUGAUGGCUCCCUGUGUCCAGGUGAUGAGCUGGUCUCCGUGAACGGGGUCAGCUUGAAGGGGUUGUCCAGGAAACAAACAGCUGAUGUGAUUCAGGCAGAAAAGGGUGAGAUCACUAUUGUGUUCAACAAGAUUGAGCCUCCUAAAGGAAAGAGUAUGGACAUAGCAAUGAAGAAGGUGAAGCAUCGGAUAGUUGAGAAGAUGAAUGAAAGUACGGCUGACUCACUGGGACUGAGCAGAGCUGUCCUUGUCAACGACAAGCUUGUGGCUAAGGUGGAUGCGCUGGAGAAGAAUGCUAAAGUGUACAAAGGGAUUGCUGAACAGGCCCGCUCAUUCCUGAUCGGUGUGAAGGAGCUCACAAUCACUCAUAGAAAGUUUGGGGACGUGUUCAGCAGGGUGGGUGUGUACGAGAUACAACAAAGUGCUAGUCUGGCAUUCAGCAAGUUUGGCACUGCUCACAAGACGAUGGCUGAUGAAGGAAUGAAGUUCAUCGUCAACGUGGGACCAAUGCUGAGAGAGCUGUACACCUUUCUGGAGAAGGCUGUUCCUGACACAAGGCUAACUCUCAAGAAGUACACCGAUGCUAAAGUGGAGUUUCUGGCCUAUUGUCUCAAGGUCAAGGAAAUGGACGACGAGGAGUACGAAGCAUCGAGCUUUGGGCAGCCUCUGGUUCGAGUGCUGAACGGUAACGAGGUGUAUCGAGUGUUCCUGCGUUGUCGUCAUGCAGCCAAGCUGAGGUUCAUCAAGCUACGCUCUGACGUGCUGGUCAAACUGCAGCUGCUGGAUAACAAGAGAGUGCAAGAUGUGGCGUUUCAACUGGAGAGACUGGUUGCUGGAAUGUACGUUUACUACCGACAGUGUCACAAGAUCAUGACGCCAGCGUGUGUGUUCCCAAUUGAAGUCGAGUUGGGUAUCAACCUUGAUCCAUAUCGCUAUGAGUCACAUGACCCACCUCCGGUAUCACCUGACAUCAACAAGCCAGAGGACAUCGGUGUUGACGACCUACUCCUUCCAUCACUUGCCACGCCCACAGGUGAUAUGAAGCCACACCCACCCAGCAGUAUUGAUGAACUGCUCUCCCUUCCUCAAAGCAGUGAACCAUGAAUGAACUGUGCCAACUAUAAUUCAUGUACGGUACAUUUUCUAUAGAUUCUACUAUCACAUGAAUCAGUCAUAAUUAUAUACAUUUAAUUUUCACUGUAAAAUCAGAUUAUUGAAGUCAUGA
Molecule: messenger RNA, 1552 nt
Organism: Halichondria panicea
Lineage: Eukaryota; Metazoa; Porifera; Demospongiae; Suberitida; Halichondriidae
Product: PRKCA-binding protein-like
Exons: 13
Coding region: 115-1431 (438 amino acids)
Biological process (GO): intracellular protein transport; regulation of Arp2/3 complex-mediated actin nucleation; receptor clustering
Cellular component (GO): trans-Golgi network membrane
Molecular function (GO): phospholipid binding; protein kinase C binding; protein domain specific binding
Source: RefSeq, a predicted model, not a curated record